AGUUGAGGUGGGUACUUCCUUAUUAUCUAUGAAUUGUAUUACAACUUAAAAAAAUAACAUAAUUCACUCUGGAGCGUCUCUUCGACCCCUCCUCUCCCCCCUCCAGGCAGUAGCUUCAGCGUAUCUGUCUUGUCAAAAACAGACGUUUUGUUCUUUACAAGAUUCCGUAGUUUAACGACAAAGUAAAGUUAGCCAUUGUUAGCAGGGAUACCGCAGAUUUCCGGAAAUUACACUCUGUACUCAAAAUUGAAGUAAAGUUAUAACUUCAUACACAAAAUAUAAAGGUUUAAAAACACGUUUUAAGCUAUAUCUUACAUAAAUGAGAAUGUUUAUGACAAACGCAAACGGGCUAUGACGUUCAAAAGAUGACACGUAGUCUCUUACAAUGAUAUUAUUUUGAAAUCCACCCGGAAGUCACGCUUAUAAAAAUGUCUACUUGAUAGCUCUGUUUAGAAGUAGCCGAAGACGCUGGGAAAAUACCAUAUAGUCAUUGUUUAAUUAAACUUACUUUAUCUGAAACCGGCUUCAAAGCACAGAUAGAGAACGGAAACAUGGCACUCUAGGUCGUCAACAUUUGAUACAAACAUGUCAUGGACCGCUGCUUUGUUGUGAAACUUUUUAAGGACUGAGGCUGCUAGUGUCCAUGGAUACUAUUCAGGAUUUCUUGGUCAGUCUUCGAGGAGUUAAACGUCAAAGGGAGAUAUGACAACUAGUUUAAUGGUGGUCCUGUCAGUCUGAAAAGACUGACUGAUUGUCGACAUGUUAAACCAAACGAUGUCCCCACUGCUGACAGUGACUCUACUUGUCAUGCUUUGGGUCAGGUUGGUUAAGUGCAGUGACUCCGAGUACCCCGGGCCACUCUGUGACAACGGAAAGGUAAAGUUUGUGACUAUAUCGUGUAUUUAAGAUGUCCAUAUCACUGAUUUUAUUGCUACUGCUUGUCCACUCAAAUCAACUCAAAAUUCAAAAUGUGCUCAUUUUAUCAUUUUUUUUUUUUUUUUGUGUAUGAUAGAUAUUUUUGGAACGGGACCUACCUGCUAGUACUGUGCAUUGGAACUGUCCGGUGUCACUGUGGCCUGCAGUGCCAACUCAGGUAACUAUGGAAACAAAAAAAUACCACAUGAUGAAACCCUGCUUCAUAUUUUCCCAGUCUACCUGGUCCAGGUAAGUGGGGUACACUCAUACCUGAUGAAACUGGUACCAGGAUGAGAAAUCAGUUGUGGUAAAUCCUGUUAAACUGUCUAUUUACUACUGGUAAAUAAUGUAUCAUAAUCUAUCAAUUAAUCAAUCAGCCUUAAUAUAGCAGGUCUACAGACAGGUGAAGUCUCUCUAUCACACCGGUCAGCUGGAUAUCAGGGAUAUGUUUGUAAGCAAAUCAACUGGUAUAAAAAAAUUAAAAAAAAAAAAGAUUAUCUGGAAACAAAUAUAUAGUUUCUUUUUAUUUCAUAAGUUGAAUAAAAUAAAAUAAUAAUAAGAAAAAAAAAAGAUUAUCCACAAACAAAUGUAUAGUUACUUUUUAUUUCAUAAGUUGAACAAAAAUACGAAGAAAAAAAAAAUUAUGUGGAAACAAAUGUAAAGUUACUUUUUAUUUCAUAAGUUAAACCAAAAUACACACCAUAAAAAAAAACAAUAAUAAAAAAAUUGGGGUUAAAUCUUCGAGUGGAAUUGAGAGACUUGUAGUUGGCUAGAAAAAGCUUUUGCAAGCUGUGAAAUCUGUGAAAGUGGGUCUUUUGAAGUACUGACUGUGUAGGUACACAAACUUUUUCAGAAUGCCAUUUUUUUUUUUUUUUGGUGUUCAAUUAAUUAAAUACAAAGUAACUAUGCAUUAAUAUUUCCUGGUAAUAUUGUCUGUGUGUGUCAUUGUUUAACCAUUGUUCUGUUUUCUUGUCUCUUAUUCAGGGACCUCCCAGUGUUAUUGACACGUUGUAUGAGCUUGAGGUUAGUAAAUACUUUGCAAACACUUUUAUCUUUAACCUUUGACUCUCAAACAAAAAUGUAGCAUGUUUGUUUCAGCUAAUCCUUAAAGUCACAUUCAAACUCGACAGCCUGAAUUUUACAAGAAAUGUACAUUAAGCCAUCAACUGAAAAAAAUCUACAAGAGGUUUUUGCUGAUGCAUUAAAAUGUACUGGGUACAGUGAAAGUAAUGUGAACACAUGAUUGAAUACUGUGCUUUAGGCAUGGUUUGAUGAAAAUCUAAUUAAAUGCAUUGCUCUUUUUUUUGCAGCCAGCCAGGCAAAUUUGCAUGGAUAAAUCUAUUUCAUACAAACAAAUUAUUCCAAACAGGUAAGGUUUUUUCGACCCACUUUUAGACCAUCUGUCUAAGAGAGGUGGGGUGGGGAGCUGCUGUCCUUUGAUUUUAAAGUCUUAUUAUAGAGUAACAGAAGUAAGGCAACAUAAGCAAAUAUACACAUGCAUAACAAUCGACAGUUUUUGUCACACAAGCAUGUAAUGUUAUCUUUUUUGGUACUCUUUAAGACUACAGUAAAGUGAUAGAUAUUUCUGUUAUUCUUAAAAUACAAGGCUUUUUAAGAUGCGUUUCUGAACGGUGUAUGUAUGUUGCAGUGGAGCGUUCAGACCAGUAAGGGCAGAGAGUGGAGAGUACUUGUAUUGUCCCCCUCAACGUUGGCUUAAUAACUUGCAUGUAAGUAACAACUUGAUAUCUAUCUGCCUUUAUCUUCACUUCAACUUUCUAACAAUUGGUUGUCCGAUAAGUGUAGUAAAUGAACUACCUAUCAUUUUAAUUUAUGUCACUGACAAAGAGACACUCCGUCUUUGUGUUGGCUAUGGAGACCACUGUACCCACAUGUCUGUUGGAGAGAGAAAUGGCGUGGAGAUAAUAGUCAUAUGUUUGUUCAAACUGUUUUUUCACAGCAUGGAGCUGUUGUUCUGCUCUACCACCCCUGUGCUCCUCUCCAUGAACGGAAACUUCUGUCUGCCCUGGCUCGAUCCUGUCUGCCUGACUACAUCAUUACUCCACAUAAACAGCUCAAAAACCACACAGUGAGACCAAAACUUUGCUUUUGUUUUUUUACCCGCUGAAGUCAGAAAGAGACUUACGCUGUGUCCGAAAUGAAUCGCUCAAUCCCCCAUAUGGGGUUUUACUGUAGUUGACUAUGUAGUGAGCUCUAUCACUGGAGGUUUCGGACACUACAUGGCAUGACGCAAUGCAUGACGGGAUGUCCACCACCAGUGAGUGACCAUCGGAUGGUCACUACAUUUUGCAAUGCUUUAUGGGAAAUUUUGAGUCGCCUAUAUGGGGCACUGGAAUUGAUCAUUCAGAUUUCGGACACCCCGAAAAUAUAGUCGCCUAUAUAGGGGUUAGGGAUCCAUUUCGGACACAGCCUUAAUAUUUUUGUUGAUUUAUUGGAAUGCUGUUGUUACUGCGCUUUGGUUGUAACUGAAUACCAAGCAACACUACUGAAGCCUCUUCAGAUACUCAAAUUUGUUCUCCUGGAUUUUUCCGGAGCAUUGCAUGAUUAAAUUUCGGUUUUUCCUCUCUGUUGAGCACACAUUUUGCUUUGUGUUUAGCCACUAGUCUUGGUAUCCUGGGGUCGCACUCUGGAACUUUCAACCAUGGCCACUUUGGAUGUCUGCGAUUGGCUGGAGACAACAACAUCCACAAGAAAUAAGUCUGGUGAUCUAAGCAAGAGCGGAAACUACACUCUGUUGUUAACCAGGCCAGCUGAGACACAAACAAAGAGACUUUAUCAUCCAGAGGAAUAUCCAGCACAAACAAAGGUUUGGAGACUAAAAUUAUUACCGUAAAACACACAGCUGGGUUAUUUUUGUAGUCCAGUUGAUGUCUCUAAACAUGUUAUUGUAAAUUUCCAGGUGUCUCUGAGGCAAUGCUGUGAGCAGAUCAUCUCCUCUGUACUAAGUGGAGCCAUUGAACCAGGGGUACAGUCUCACGUGAAGAAAAGGAGCUUAAAACAAUUCAAAGAGAAAGCCACAAGAGGAAAACAAAUAAAUGAUAUAGAAGAGGACGUCAAAGGACACACAACACUGAAAAGGACAGGGUAUUCCAAGGACGACAAUGGCACUCUAGGGUCAUCAACAGAUUCACUUUUAGAGAACAAGACUCUCUCAGAUACGCCUAAAACUGCAACCAAAACCAAUUCUUUUACAUCUGGGGAUUCUGAACCAGACAAAGCCAGGCUAAACAUAGUGAGGCAGCUCAGUCAUGAAAAUGAAGGCCACAGUAGCUCAAAGUCUUCUGUCAGAUUAGAUAUUCUUGCAGAUAGUGUAAACACUGUACAUAAUCAAAGACAUAAAGACUCUGUCAGACCAAAGAAGUUAAAGGAAAGUGAAGCUGCAGAUGUUAAGGAGAGACAGUUGAAACAGCAGCAAACUUACAGUGACACACACCCUAACUCCACAAGUGAGAAGACUGACUUUAACUCUGUUCCCAAAUCUCAAUCAGAGCCCCAUCCACAUGCACGACUGUACCCUAGCCCACAGCAGGCCCGAAUCCACCACAGCUGUCAAGGCUGCCAGGAAGGUGAACACUGUGAAUGCACUGAGGAGUCAUGGAGCAAAGCUAAUGUUGCUUUUGUAGAAAAGGGGUUGAGGACUAUGAGGAACAACGAGGCACUGUGGGCAGCAGCAGCACUUGGCUUCCUGCUGGUUCUCCUGACGCUGUCGGUGCUGCACACACGUCUGUACCGUCACUGGAGGACAGCACCAAGUCUUUACUGGCACGACCCAAGACAGGACUACGACAGUGUGGCAGGUGGGUGAAUUUUAAAGGGUUCAGGCACAAAAUAGCCGUUUUAACCAGCUGACUAAUUCAGUGAAACAAUUCAAUCAUGUAACUUUCGCUUCUUACCUGUGCCUUAAAUGUGUACCCAGUAUCUCAGUGUCUUUUAAGUAGUUGGGCAAGGAUAGAACCAUAAUCAUAGACGGUGAGGAUGUUGUGUUUGUUUGUGUUUCCUCUAGAUGUCAUCAGCAGGAGGAUACAGAUUGCCAAGAGGAGACAGAAAAGAGGCAGGAGGAGGGAGUUUGUUCUUCUUCCAAGCUCUUCCAGUUCAGAUGAACUUCCAUAAAUGAAUGAAGGAAAUGUGUAAGAAUGUCAAUAAUGUGUUCAAGUCCCUCACAAGUGAAAGAGGUACUAAGUGGAGUCAAUGUUUGCAACAUCUUGUCUUUCAGUGUAAUAUGUGGAAUGUUGUUUGUGAGAAACUAAUGGGACCUGGGUUGUUGAAGACAAGUACAAAUUCUGUACAGUAUUACAAUCCCUACACCCGUAUUUUGCACACAGUGUAGUGGUCAUGUCAGUACAUGUUUUUUUUCAUUUACACUGCUUAUUUGACAGUUUUUAAAGAAUGGAAGAGGCUGGAUAAUCUGAAAUCUUGAGUACCACAUGGAAUAUCCAGAUCCUGUAUCUAAAAUGAUUGGUGACAGUAUAAUCCUGACUACAACAAAGUCAAGAUCAGACUCAGAUCAGACUCAAAAUCAGACUAUCCGAAAGAAAUAAAAGUCUGUCAUUAGUAGUAUUUGGAUUUUUUGGGUGGGUGCACCUUUUUCCUAUUUUUUUGUAUUAUAAUUUUUACGUAACCAUCAAGCAUGACAAAUUCUUUUCUACAGUUAGCAAAACACUUGAAAAUUUGCAAUAUGCAUUAAUGGAAGUUUUUUUUUUAAAAAGAAGAUAAAAGUUUACAAAGACAAGAAAUGUCUUGACAGAGAUUUUCAGUGCAUGGAUUGCUGUUUGAAACAGCAAUUGAUGACAAAUUUUAUCACCCAAUAAUUUUAUUGUUUUUUAAAACUAGUUUUGAAUAUUAAAAAAAGCUCAGUCUAAAAAAAUUAGUUCGUCAGCCAGUGUUUUCUUAAAUUAAUUUGUCUUUGAAAAAAACAAUGAAGACAUUCCUGAAGAAAGACUUCAAAAAGCCUUCUGGUGUUUUCCACAAGUAUCUGGGAUUUCAGCCCUGCACUUAUCUCUGUUAAAAUAGGUUUUGUCUGCUGUUACGACUGUAUGUUUGUGUGUGUUUUUCCCCCUUUUACCUUUCUCUAGAUCUGCCCAGGUGAAGUCACUGAUAUUAUGAUAAGUCGCCAAUCAUCUUCACCUGCUCUGGAAGGUUUGAAGGCCAAGAGCUGCCUGCAGUAGGGAGAGGCAUUUGAUGGGGAACUGCUGCCUCUGAUUUUUGUGUUGUUGGUUCUUCAUUUUUAGUUGUUGUGUUAAUUUGUUCUUUAGUUGAUCUUGGGUAAUUCUUUGUCUUUUGUUAUAAUAAAUCCUUGGUUAACUUUUGAUAGUGUUUUCU
Messenger RNA from Xyrichtys novacula (pearly razorfish), 6252 nucleotides. The record is from the annotation of a GenBank genome assembly. Lineage: Eukaryota; Metazoa; Chordata; Actinopteri; Labriformes; Labridae.